AUGCCCUGGAAGCCAAGGCCAUCGGUGCUGCCCAGGGCCACCCGGGUCACCCACAGCUCAGGGAAGGUCUACGAGGAGCUGAAAGAGGAAUGUCUGAGCAAGGGGAUCCUUUUCCAGGACAUUGAUUUCCCCCCUUGCAACUCCUCUCUCUUCUUCAGUGAAAAGCCGCCCGUUCCCUUCGUCUGGAAGAGGCCCAUGGAAAUUGUCAAGGACCCCAAGUUUAUCCUCGGAGGAGCCACCAGAACUGACAUUUGCCAAGGGGAUCUUGGUGACUGCUGGCUGUUAGCAGCCAUAGCUUCUCUCACACUGAAUGAAAAAACACUAGGAAGAGUAGUCCCACUGGAUCAAAAUUUUGGGCCAGAUUAUGCUGGGAUAUUUCACUUCCAGUUUUGGCAGCACAAUGAGUGGCUGGAUGUUGUGAUUGAUGACCAGUUACCCACCUUCAAUGGUCGCUUGGUUUUCCUGCACUCAGCUGAUCACAAUGAAUUUUGGAGUGCUUUACUGGAGAAAGCCUAUGCCAAGCUGAAUGGCAGCUACGAGGCUCUGAAAGGAGGCAGCACAAUAGAAGCCAUGGAGGAUUUCACUGGGGGAGUAGGAGAAAUGUAUGAGGUUAAAAAGGCUCCUGACAAUUUCUAUGAAAUCCUAGAGAAAGCUCUGAAAAGAUGCUCCAUGGUGGGCUGCUCCAUUGAUACCAGCAGUGCUGCUGAGUCAGAAGCCAAAACCCCCUUUGGCCUUAUCAAGGGCCAUGCUUACUCUGUGACUGGCAUUGAGAAGGUGAAUUAUCAGAGCCAGGAAGUGCAGCUCAUAAGGAUAAGGAACCCCUGGGGACAGGUUGAGUGGAAUGGCCCUUGGAGUGACAACUCUCUGGAGUGGUGUUCAGUGAGCCCAUCAGAGAAGGCACGCCUGGCUCAGGAAACCCAGGAUGAUGGAGAGUUCUGGAUGAAAUUUGAAGACUUCAAAGUGCAUUUUGAUAAAGUUGAGAUCUGCAACUUGACUCCAGAUGCCCUGGAAGAGAACACUGCCCACAGGUGGGAGGUGACCAUCCACCAGGGCAGCUGGGUCCGGGGAUCCACUGCAGGAGGAUGUAGAAAUUUUCUAGAGACUUUCUGGACCAAUCCACAAAUUAAGCUACAUUUGACAGAGGAAGAUGAUGGGCAGGAGGACUGCACAUUCAUAGCAGCACUGAUGCAGAAGGAUCGUCGUAAACUCAAGAGGCUGGGGGCUGAAAUGCUGGCCAUUGGCUACUCUAUUUAUGAGAGCCCUGGCAGAGAUGAACACUUGGGCAAAGACUUCUUCAGGUACCACCCCUCCAAGGCCAGGAGCAAAACCUACAUUAAUUUGAGGGAAGUUUCCAACCGUUUCAAGCUGCCUCCAGGUGAUUACAUCCUCGUUCCCACCACCUUUGAGCCACACCAGGAGGCAGAUUUCUGCCUGAGGAUUUUCUCUGAGAAGAAAGCCAUCACUGAGGAUCUAGAUGAAAACAUUGCCAUCGAGCUCCCUGAGCCUCCAAGCCCAACCCCAGAAGAAACUGAAGAAGAAAAACAAUUCCGGGCACUGUUUGAGCAGAUUUCAGGAAAAGACAUGGAGAUAUCUGCAGAAGAACUCAAAUAUGUUCUGAAUACUAUAUUAAAAAAAAUACAGAACAUCAAAUUCAAGAACCUAAGUCUCAUUUCAUGCCGAAAUAUCAUUUCUCUGAUGGAUACCAGUGGCAAUGGGAAACUGGACUAUAAUGAAUUUAAAGUUUUCUGGGAAAAAAUGAAGACAUGGAUAAAUAUUUUUCUCCAGUUUGACUUUGACAAAUCUGGCUCCAUGUCUUCCUAUGAGCUCCGCAGUGCUCUUAAAGCUGCAGGAUACCAACUCAACAACCACCUGCUGCAACUGAUUGUCCUCAGAUACUCUGGUGAUCAGUUCCAGAUUGAAUUUGAUGAUUUUCUGAACUGCUUAAUUCGCCUGGAGAAUGCAAGUGGAGUAUUCCAAGCCCUGAGUGUGAAACACAAGGAGUUCAUUGACCUGAAUAUAGGCGAGUUUAUCAACCUGGCAAUGAACAUCUGAAGAAAUCUGACUUGGGUUCUCCAUGACUGCUGCCCCAACAGCUGAGGUCCCCAUCACAUCCAAACUUUGCCAGGAGAUUUCAUGCAGAGGAACAUGCAU
This is a messenger RNA of Calypte anna (Anna's hummingbird), 2151 nucleotides long. RefSeq names its product calpain 9 (gene CAPN9). The transcript is spliced from 20 exons. Gene Ontology annotation, biological process: proteolysis. Gene Ontology annotation, cellular component: cytoplasm. The record is from RefSeq and is a predicted model, not a curated record. Bases 1 to 2052 code for a protein of 683 amino acids. Gene Ontology annotation, molecular function: calcium-dependent cysteine-type endopeptidase activity; calcium ion binding. NCBI's taxonomy places the organism in Eukaryota, Metazoa, Chordata, Aves, Apodiformes, Trochilidae.